Schistosoma intercalatum is the source of this 3172-nucleotide messenger RNA. Lineage: Eukaryota; Metazoa; Platyhelminthes; Trematoda; Strigeidida; Schistosomatidae. The record is from the annotation of a GenBank genome assembly.
UAAACACAAUUCAUUCAUUCAUUAAAUCAUUUGAAAAUAUAGAAAAAAAUAAAUAUUUAUUUUUUAAUAAAUCAAUAAAUGAUAUAAUCAAUAAUGACAAGUGAAAAUAAUCAAUUAUCUAAACCAAAUUCAUUAUUAAAUAUUGAUUAUUCACAUGAUCAUUUAUCACAAAAAUCAAUAUCGGACAAUGAAACUAUUUCAUUGGAUUAUAAUAAUACAUAUGAUAAUAAAACUUUAUCAUCAUCUCAAAUGAAUCAAAUACAUGAAAAUAUAUUAGAUCAAUGCCAAUUAUCAUCGAAACAAUUCCUUAAUAUUCAUUCAAAUGAUGAUAUAUCAUUAUCUAAAUUAGAUAAAAUGACUAAAUCAUCUAUUACAAAAUUAAAUAAAUUCUAUGAUAAUACACAAAAUGAAUCACAUAAGUCUUCAUUAAAUAAUAAUAAUGCAUCACGUCAUUGGAAAAAAUUACAAUGUACCAUGAAAGUUGUAUUAAGUUCAAUGGAUCAUGUAAAAUUUAAACGUAAAUUAUAUAAUAAUAAUGAUACAUCUAGAAGAGAUUCAUUUAUGUAUCGUUUCUCUACACAAAGACGUGGAACUUAUAGUAAUGACGAAUAUUAUUCUGAUACAAAUUAUGAUCAUUCAUUUAUGGAUCAAUUAUAUUCACAACAAAAAUUAGAUCAUUAUGAUUGUAUUCCAGAAAUUGAUAAUAAUGAUAAUGAUAAUAAUGUUAAUAAUGAAAGAAAAUCAUCAUGUCAUCAAGUUGAUUCAAGUGAACAAAUAACUAACAAUAAUGCUAAUAAUAAUAAUAAUAAUAAUUCAGAAAGCUUGACAACAACAAUUAUUCCAGAAAAAGAAUUAUUAUUGGAAAAUCAAUUAAAUUCAAUACCAAAAGAUGAAAUGUUCUACUUAGAUACACCAACUCCAACAAACAAUAAUAAUAAUAAUACUACUAAUACUACUACUACUACUACUACUUAUAAUAAUAAUAAUGAUAAUAGUAAUACUAAUGAUUAUUCCUUUAAAAAGAAAUUAAGUAAUGAAAUAAAUAAAAAUGAUAAAUAUUUUGAAUUAGAUAAAGAAUCAGGAAAAAAUAAAAAAAUUUUAAAAAAUUAUAAAAACUCUCAUUUAUUCAUUGUAUUUUAUCCAAAUAAUACUGGUUAUAUAAUAUGGUUAACAAUUGUAUCUAUAGCAUUAUUAUAUAAUUUAUGGACUCCAAUAGCACGUCAAGCAUUUGAUGAAUUACAAUCCAAAUAUCAAAUCAUUUGGUUAUCAUUUGAUAUUCUAGCUGAUCUUAUAUAUUUAAUUGAUAUAUUUGUACAAUGUAAUACAAGUUAUUUAAAAUGUGGAUUAAAAGUACGGGAUCAUCAAAAAUUAAUUAUGCGUUAUAUGAAAUCUUAUAAAUUUCUAUUCGAUUUAUUAUCAUUAUUUCCAUUAGAUUUAAUACAAUUUAAAAUUGGGAUACAACCAAUGUUACGUUUUCCAAGAUUUUUCAAAUGGUAUCGUUGUCAUGAAUGGAAAAUACGUGUAGAAAAUAGAACUAUAUUUCCUAAUUUAUGGAGAGUAUUAAAUUUAAUUCAUAUAUUAUUCUUAGGUUGUCAUUGGUUUGCUGCAUUUUAUUAUUUAAUAUCAAAAUAUGAAGGAUUUAAAAAUCCAUGGGGUUAUCAACCAUAUACUGAUGCAGAACAAGUAACAAUGUCAAGAAGAUAUUUAAAAUCAUUUUAUUGGGCUACAUUAACUUUAACAACAAUUGGGGAUUUAAGCUCACCUUCUAGUAGUAUAGAGCUUACAUUUACAAUUGUGUCAUACCUCAUUGGUGUAUUCAUUUUUGCAACAAUCGUUGGUCAAGUUGGAAAUAUUAUCACCACAAGAAAUGCUCAUCGUACUGAAUUCGAAAAAAUAUUAGAUAAUGCUAAAAGUUAUAUGCGUGAAAAUUCAGUGAAUAAAGAUCUUCAGAAUCGAAUUCUUCGCUGGUAUGAUUAUGCUUGGUCAAAAGGUAGUGGACGAGGCGGUCAAGAUAUUAAUUCAUUGGGAAUGUUACCAGAUAAAUUAAAAACAGAACUUGCACUCAAUGUAAAUUUGGAAACAUUAAAAAAGGUGACAAUAUUUCAUGAAUGUCGACCAGAGUUUUUACAUGAUAUUGUUUUGAAAAUGCGUCCACUAGUUUUAACACCUGGUGAUUUAAUUUGUCGUAAAGGUGAAAUAGCACGUGAAAUGUUUAUUAUUGCCGAUGGUGUACUUGAAGUACUCAGUGAAGAAAGUGAAGUUCUUUCUACAAUGGGUCCAGGUGAUUUUUUUGGUGAAAUUGGUGUAUUAAAUUUGGAUGGGAUAAAUAGACGAACUGCUGAUGUGCGUGCUGUUGGAUAUGCUGAAUUAUUUGUUCUAGCACGUGAUGAUAUAUUAAAGGCAUUGAAAGAUCAUCCAGAAGCUGAGUUUGUUAUCCGUAAGCACGCAGCAAAACGUUUAUAUGAGUCACGUCAUCGACGGUCAGGUAUUUUACAAGGAAAAAAAUCACCAUCCUGUAGUUCUAAUUUUUCAAGUAAAUUCUCUCCAACACUACAAACACAUCCACAUUUAUUUCCUAUGGGAAAUACAAUAGGAUGUUCAGCUAGUAGAGAAUUAUCACGAUUUUCUACAAGUCCAGUUUGUUUAGAUAAAUUCUCACCACAUCGUCGGUUAACAAACUAUAAUGUUCAAUCAAGUGAAAGAUGUAUGAACAACUCUGAUAAACAAUACUUGAUAACACUUAUGGAUACUAUGGAACAGUUCACAGAAAGAUGGGAUAAUAUUUUGGUUUUAAUUGUCAGCUUUGAACUUUCAUUUUUCUAGCGUUUUCACAUCGUUGUAGUUGAAGAAGUUUGACGGAAGUAUACUGACAUUUUAUGUAGGAUGCAAAAUAAAUAUAUUAUAAAAAGUGAUGAUUUACGUUGACUGGGCUUCCUGGAACAUGUAUUUCAUAACCCUAGAAUCCUUUUAGUUAAGUUUAUUUGGUAUGUUGUGGUCUGCGUGGGUGUUGAUAGGAUCGGAAAGACUACCUUAUUUUGCUUAGAAUCCUCCAUAUGUGUUGGGAUAUUCAGGAAAAUAUCCCAAAAAUUAUCCUGUUAAGCCUAAUGCUAUCCUUGGACAUGGAAUGGUAUCAUCUUAUUGGUCAAUAUUUGUUUAACGUGUCAUUUUCCUA